Molecule: messenger RNA, 1419 nt
Organism: Astyanax mexicanus (Mexican tetra)
Lineage: Eukaryota; Metazoa; Chordata; Actinopteri; Characiformes; Acestrorhamphidae
Gene: rccd1
Product: RCC1 domain-containing protein 1
Exons: 8
Coding region: 127-1293 (388 amino acids)
Source: RefSeq, a predicted model, not a curated record
GCUUGUUUCUUUGACGCCGACAGUUUACUAAAUUUAACUUGUCAAUUUCAGUGUUAUUUCUGCUAUACAUCAGCAAGUAAGGCCUUUAAAAUAAACAUAUGUUGUGUUUUAUAAGAUAAUAAGUCAAUGAAGUGGUUUGGUUUUGGUUUUAAUGGCUUUGGGCAAAUAUUUCCCAGAGUAAAAAGUGAAUAUAGUGGAGACAGCUCUAAAGUGUUGAGUCCAGCUGCAGUGCUGAGUUUGUGCUCCUGUGGAGAAAAAACAAGCUUCAGCCCCAAAACCAAGAAAACAGAACCAGAGGACCAAAACAUCAGGAUUACUGCAGCUUGGAGCCGAAAAGCUGCCAUCCACAUACAUGGUGGUAAACACGUGUGUGUAUCAGGGCUGAGAGGUGAUUCAGAGCAGCAGGAUGAGGAGUUCAGAGGGCUGGUUGUGGAGAGUGAAGGGUGUGAGGACGCUCUGAUCACUGAGAGGUAUCUAAUCCUCAGAUUUGCUGACAGAGUGGAGUGCUGGAGCCAACUGACGCCUGCUGGAAAAGCUCUGGCCUGGAGCAGGGUGUGGGAUAGCCCUGAUAAUACUGGUGAUACUGUAACAUUACCACUGGUGCCAGGAGGAUACAUAGAAUCCAAACCUCCGUUCUUCAGACCCCUCUCUACCGAGCUGUGUGCCGUUAGCUUGGCGCUGGGCACUGAACAUGCUGUUCUUCUGACAACAUCUGGAACUGUCUACACCUGGGGAUCUGGCAGUCAUGGUCAGCUUGGUCAAGGCAGUGUGGUUUCAGAGGAUGAGCCUCGAGCAGUAGAAGCUCUGUGGGGUGUCCCUAUGAACCAUGUGAGUGCAGGGGGCUGGCACUCGGCAUGCAUCAGCGCUGGUGGAGACCUCUAUAUAUGGGGCUGGAACGAGAGUGGACAGAUAGGCCUGCCAUCAAAAGGUCUUAACGAUGAGAGUCAAAAAGGACAAAGCACUGGUAAAGAUAAACGAACUAUGAAUAAAGGAGAAGAUGAUAUAUUCAUUUCAAUUCAAGCCUUCCCUGCCCUUGUGGAUGUUCCGGAAAUGUGUGAAAUCAGGAAGGUGAGCUGUGGAUCCCGCCAUACAGCCGCUACCACAAGCACUGGAAAUCUGUACACCUGGGGAUGGGGUCACUAUGGCCAGUUGGGUCAUGGCUCAAAAUGCAGUUCAGAUCAACCCAAAGCCGUGGAGUACUUCUCAAAAAAUGGGAUGUUUGUAGAAGAUGUUGUCUGUGGGCUGUGGAAUACAUUUGUGUCUGCUGUUCCAAAAGAGCAUCGCUUCUCAUGACCCCCAAACAAAGGGAUCUAUUUUCUACUGGAGUCCUUUCAAUUGUGAUGGACGAUCAUCAAGACAGCCAUAAUAAAUGUAGGGAAACAACAUGCGUUUAUUAAAUAUAAAAUAUCUCCAAAAAUA